UUUCAUUUUAAGCUAAUUUAUACGAAUUUGUUUAUAUUUCAGGAAAUUUCCGAAACCAAAAUAUGCAGACAGACCGAAAUCUCCGAGAUAGACGACCGACUGAAAGAACACUACGAACAGCAGCUGACCGAUACUUUGAAAGAACUUCGGGAACAGUACGAAGUUCAAAUGAAAGUAAACAGAGAGGAAAUUGAAAAUUUAUACGAAACAAAGAUGACAGAUCUGCAGAAGUUAGUGGAUCAGUACACUAAUAGUUCUCAUAACGUUCGCGAUGAACUGAGAACCUUCAAGACCCGUGCAGAGUCGCUCACUUCAAAAUUGGCAGAUUUGGAAACGCAGAAUGCCUCGUUGCAAAGUAGAGUCAGAGACCUGGAACGUCUUCUGGAACAAGAACGAGAGUGGCAUCAGGCAGCUCUACAGGCAAAAGAGGAAGAACUGAAAGUGCUGAGAGAACAGAUGGAGCGUCAGCUGCAAGAAUAUCAGGAUCUGUUAGACAUCAAGGUUGCUUUGGACUUGGAAAUUGCUGCUUACAGAAAACUUCUGGAAGGUGAAGAAUCAAGAUUAAACAUUUCGGUUACCAAAAGUCCCAAUAUAUCCGAAGUCGUAGCUCAGAGCCGCAGCACGCCUGUCAGACGAACACCGAUGCGGGGCACGAAACGUAAGCGCACCAUAAUGAGUCAGUGCGAGCACAAGAGUUCUAGUGACCAUCAGGUUUCCGCAUCGGCAAAGGGCGAUGUUGAAAUAUUCGAGCAUGACAUGGAGGGAAAAUAUGUGAAAUUAUUCAAUAAAGGAAACAAAGAAGUUCCAAUCGGUGGAUGGCAGAUCAUUCGUCACGCUGGCGACAAAGAGACUAAUUUUAAAUUCCACAGAAGCAUUGUCAUCAAACCUAAUACAUACGUUACAGUCUGGAGUGCAGAAAGUGGUGCCAGUCAUAACCCACCUUCUGAUAUCGUCAUGAAAGGUCAGACAUGGUUUGUUGGAGAAGACAUGAUCACUACUCUAAUGAAUAAUAAUGGAGAGGAAAUGGCCAUUAGGCAAACAAUGAAGAAGGUGCACAGUUCUAUUGCUGAAAGAACAAUGGAAUCCGGUUCCGUAUUCGAUCAGCAAAUUCACGUCACAGGAGAAGAUAUAUAUCAUCAACAGGGCGAUCCAAACAACCCACAAGAACGGUGUAGCAUCAUGUGAUCAGCCAGUUUGUUACGCAUAUUCCGAUGGUUUCCUCCUCAGUGAGAAGGAGCUUAUCUACACAUCAUACAGUUUCCUGUCAGAUGUUUUUACUAGCAGUGCAACAUUACUGGUGAAUUCUGUCAAACGAGAAAUCUCAUAAAUUACUUCCUCGUGACACGCGUCAUACUUAUUUUUGUCCCGACGCCCCCCUCGUUCAUUUUCGUCCUCCUGUUCUCUUAACUCCGACAUAACUAUGGCAGGUAAAAUUAUUAUCGAUUCAAAAUUCAUUUUAUUUAGUCAUUAAAUUUCAUCAGGAAAUUACUGCCUGUCUUAGUUUUGGUCGAGACUAGCAAAACAGAUGUUUUAAAAAUGAAACCAGGUAGAGAAAACACAGGAUAAAAUAAAAACACAAAAAAAAUUGUUAAUAUUUUUAGUGUAGAAACUGUAAAUGUAAUUUUAUUAUUAUUUUUUAUAUAUAAUAAUUUGAGUGAGUUAAUUUACUUGUUUUUUGCCAUUGGAUCUGUUGUUUUCUUUGUACAAAUUAAUUAUUUUGAUUUAGAUUUUUAUGACGAUUACACAUUUUUCUAAAUUAAUUAUGUUAAAAUUUUCCAUCAUCACGAGCCCUCGAGUCGUUCAUAUAUUUUUGUAAUAUUUAUCCGGGCCGACAUUUGGUCUUCGUGAUCUGCGGCGAAAUUUCCAGUUCCACCGGGUGCUCGAAAUUGUUGCCGUCAGAGCGACAGUGUGCCAUUCUCAUCUGUAUUUCGAUUAUUGUCUUAAAAUGUGUCUUGUAUUCAUCCCAGACAUUUUAAUAAGUUUUCACCAGUAAACACUGCGUUAAAAAAAUUCAUUUUAUUUCAAAAUCAUCAAUUGUACUUCAAUGUUAUGGAAUAAAGCUUUUUAA
Messenger RNA from Centruroides sculpturatus (bark scorpion), 2068 nucleotides. RefSeq names its product lamin Dm0-like. The record is from RefSeq and is a predicted model, not a curated record. NCBI's taxonomy places the organism in Eukaryota, Metazoa, Arthropoda, Arachnida, Scorpiones, Buthidae. The transcript is spliced from 8 exons. The annotation marks the transcript as partial.